Symbiodinium pilosum is the source of this 1185-nucleotide messenger RNA. NCBI's taxonomy places the organism in Eukaryota, Dinophyceae, Suessiales, Symbiodiniaceae. The record is from the annotation of a GenBank genome assembly.
AUGCUACAACUGGUGGCCGAAUUGCCGGGUGUCUUUCGCAGGGGGACUGAGUUUUCAGGAUCGUGCCGGCGACUCUUUGAGGAUCCUUUUGAGGAGUGUACCUACCGCCUACGAAGGCUUGAUGACUUUGCGGCCAAGCUUGCGAAGGAGGGUUGGCACGACUCAGAGUCGGAGCGGUCGGCUCCCGCUGCAAAGCAUCCUUGGCAAGACUCUGAUUCCGCCUUCCUCCGAGCUGUUCCAGACAAGGGCCUGGAGCUGCACAAUGUUUGGAAAGCAGCUUGGGAGUUCUGUCAGGAUGCAUCCAGGUCUGCAGAUGAAGAGGUAGUGCGGCGUACAGCCCUUCAAGCAAUCUGCCGUAGGUUCUCGGUUGCCGAUGGCUGGCUGCGGCAGCGCCUUGCUGACCUGAGGCCACAGUGCAAGGACUUGGUGAUUUUUUUGCCAGUGCUCCGGGCCGAACUUGACAAGCUGAAAGCGGUGUUGACAGCCGUGGCUGCUGGAUCCUCGGGUGCAGAGGCUCUCACUGCCAAGGCUGUGGCAGCAAGAGGCCAGGCAGAGGCCCGAUGUGCCGCAGCGGCAGCGAACGUGAAGUCGCUUGCCCAGAGGGGCCCGCGUCAUCCUGUUCAGAGGCCCAACCGUGCCACAGCUGCAGACAGCCUGCACAGCCCGACUGCGACUGCCGCAUCCCCAAGCUCCCCACAAGCGUCUUCGCCACCACCACCAGUGCAGCCGCCAUCCUCGGCAGUGGAGGGCAUCCAGAGAUGGGUGGAGAGUGUGCGCCAAACUGGAGCUGUAGCUGCAAGUAGCAAUGACAGGGACUGGCGACGGCAACUUGAUUUGUUGAGGGCAGGUUUGACAGGGACUGCAGUGUGCCUGAGCCCAGAGAAGGGCUCCAAGCUCCCAAGCCUUCCAAGCCUCCCAAGUCUCCGUCGCAACUCUUCACCGAAUCUGGAGGAGUGCCCAAUAUGCCUGGAGCCACUUCGACCUCACAAGCAGUCACUGAUCCCACUGGUACCUUUGCCAUGUGGCCACUCCUUUCACGCAGCGUGCGCGUCUCAGUGGCUGCAGAAGUGCCCGCGAUGCCCUAUGUGCCGACACUCGCCUUUCGUGCCUAUGCCCAGCGAAGAUGCCAGCAGUUCUCCGUCUCAUCCUAACUUAUUGCGGGAAGCUAUGCAGGGUUUGAGCUGA